GGAAAGCUAAUGAAACACAUUUGAUUUUGCUCCACAGAGUGAAAUGAAACAGAAAAUCACAACAUGAAGAUGAAAGAAAUGAAACCAAAACAGUAACAUAGGUAUGCUAGAUUAGUCAGAAAAGGUGUGACUGGUUCUGUCAGUGUGGGUGCGUACCGGUACGAUGUUCUAGGAGGUGUAUAAAUAUCUGCAGACACAGAGGCAUUAGCACAAUAAUCACCGCUCACCUUCAUCUACACUUUAAGGAAUCAUGGAGGUUUCAAAUUUACAGAAAAUGAUAGAUGAUUUGUGUCUCUAUGAAGAGGUUAAAGUAGAAAAAACAGGUGUCAUCAUUGAUGGUGCAGCUCUGUACUAUUCUUUGUAUUAUACGUCUGAUCCAAAGCUGGACCAGCGCUGUGGAGGAGAUUAUCCUGGAUUCAAAGAUGAGGUCUGUAACUUCUUUAAGACUCUGCAGGACUGUGAAGUCACUCCGUACGUCUUCCUGGAUGGAGGCUCAGAUCCUGACAAGCGCAAAACACUUGUGUCUCGUCGAAAAGACACAGAGGAAAAAGCAAAGACAAUAGCGAUGACAAAGCCUGAGGAUGCUGUACCAAAAGGAUGUAACGUCUUACCACCUCUGGUCAAAGAUGUCUUCAUAGAAAUCUUACAGGAAAAAGACAUCAUGUUUGAACAGUGUUUAGGAGAAGCUGACCCUGUAAUUGUUUCUGCUGCAAAUCAGAAUCAAUGUGCUGUGCUGUCCAUUGAUAAGGACUUUUACAUCUUUGAAGUGCAUAAAGGUUUCCUUCAUCUCGACAACUUUGAAUGGAAAAGCAAAGAGGAUGGCAAAUUUCCUGCUAAGCUCUACACACGUUCAAAGUUUUGUGAGCAUUUUAAAUUGGACCCUGCUCUCAUGCCAGUCUUUGCUUCAAUAGCAGGAAAUGAUUAUUCAAAAUUACAAGAUAGAGGUAGGUUUGCAAGAGAAUCAUCUUCAUCAGGUGAGUACAGCAUUAAACGACUGGAUGGUAUGCUCAGCUUUUUAAGUAAAGUGAAUCUGGAUGGUUUGAAUGACUCACAGAAGAGAGAACGUGCUCUGAGUGAAGCUUUAAAGCAUGCUCGUAAAAAAGAAAACCAAACAUUCAAACUCGCCAUUCGAAAAUAUGUUCAACCAGAAAAACCAAGUUCUAAGUUGCCAUCAUGGGUGCGUAAAAAAGUUGAGAUUGGAAAACUUACCACUUCCGUCAUAAGUGUUGUGGAUCAGAAGUCAAUGAUGCCUCCUGUUCUUGUGGAGGACUUUUCACAGCGCAGUAGUUACACAGCUGCUUACCGUAUCAGGCAGUACUUCUAUGGACUGUUAACUAAAGAUGUACAAGCUCUCCUGCCAGAUUUGAGCAGUGAUGAACAGAAAAAGCUGCAACUACGUUGUCUGCAUAAGGCUCCUGAGGGUUUGCGUCGCAGGAUGUUUGAAGAAGCUCUGCAGGUUCAGACUUCAGCCUUAGAAAACAUCCCCGACCAGCUGAAGCUGCCAGUCUGUGUGACUGUUUUGUGGUUCAACAACUUAAAGGUUGGCCAAAAAGCUGAAACUGUCCUCCACACCCUCCUGCUGUGGUUUGUGUGUGACCCCAAUAGCCCAGAGGACGAGUUUGAGAGGAAGAUGAAAGCUUUAAAGGAUGAAGGUGUGAGUAACUGGCAGCCCCAGCCCCAUGUUGCUAAAGCUUUCAGCCAAUGGCAGCGCUGCAUGAGGCAGAGCCUCCACCUGAACCAGCUGCUGUGUUCCCCUCUACCAGAACCUCAGUGUGCCCGGCUUUACUGUGGACCUCUCCUUCAUCGGCUGGCAGAUGAAGACACGAUUGAAGAAGUACAGAAAACACUCAGAGGAGAAAAGAAGGAAUUAUAUGAGAACCUAACAACUGUUUGUAGUCCACCUUCUGGAGAGGGAUCCUCCCAGUCCUCUAGGGUUGAGGUUCCCUCUACUGAGAUGGAGUCCUCUAGUGGGGAGUGGAAGACAAAAGAGAAAAAAAAGAGGGGGGGGAAGAAGAACAAAUCGCAGAAAAAGAAGUGAUUAUUGAAAUUGAAUGAUGUUGCUACUCCUGGCAGGAACAAAAGAGCUGCUGGUCGAAGGAGGACUAUUACACAGUUCUUAUUCUUUGCUUCGUCUUUAUGCUUAAAUUCAAUUUUUCAGCUAGAGGGUUGGUCAAAUGUGAUUCAUUCUUCAUGUGGGUAAAAUUGUUUAUCAGUAUGGACUAAAUAUAUUUGAUCCAGUUCAGUAAACACGGAAAUGAUUUAUAAUCUUUUGGUUUGGGAGUUCAGUAACCUGAUUAUCAUUCUGUUGUUCACCGUUUGUAACAAAUAGUCGUAAGUGGCAAAAGUACAGAAAUUCUUUACAUAAGUAGAAGUACAGAUACCUGUAUAUAAACAAAAUACUCCAGUAAAAGUUGAAUUGCUGAAGCAACUUCUUUACUCAAGUAAAAGUGAAAAAGUAGCACUGCAAAAUACUCAGAGUAAUGAAGUAAAAAGUAGUGUAUUGAAGGACAUUCUACUAGGAUUUUUGUACAAAGGUAAUUAAGGCUUGUAUUAUAUUAAUAUAAUAAUAAAAAUAUUAUUACAUGACAAUAAAAUGUUG
Messenger RNA from Oreochromis aureus, 2599 nucleotides. RefSeq names its product protein asteroid homolog 1-like. The coding region runs from base 251 to 2038 and encodes 595 amino acids. The record is from RefSeq and is a predicted model, not a curated record. Lineage: Eukaryota; Metazoa; Chordata; Actinopteri; Cichliformes; Cichlidae. The transcript has 4 exons.